This is a messenger RNA of Hevea brasiliensis (rubber tree), 769 nucleotides long. Its product is annotated as enhancer of rudimentary homolog. Lineage: Eukaryota; Viridiplantae; Streptophyta; Magnoliopsida; Malpighiales; Euphorbiaceae. The transcript is spliced from 4 exons. The record is from RefSeq and is a predicted model, not a curated record. Bases 128 to 436 code for a protein of 102 amino acids.
CACUCCUCCACCUCCGCACUCACUCCAGGUCUUCUACAAGUCAAUCGGUAUUCUCCCUGCGUGUUGAGCUGAAGCAAAGAAUCCAUUCUCGCGCUUGCUCCUCAAGCAUUCAAAUUACCCCUUUCGCAUGGCUAAUAGGCAUACUAUCAUUCUGAUGCAGACCUCUCAAAAUAGAGCAACUAGAACAUUUAUGGAUUAUGAUUCAAUAACUCAAGCUAUGGAUGGUAUAUGUGGGCUAUAUGAAAGAAAACUUAAGGAACUAAAUCCAGCCAUCAGAAAUAUCACUUAUGACAUUGCAGAUCUCUACAAUUUUAUUGAUGGCCUUGCUGACAUGAGUGCUUUAGUUUAUGAUCACUCAAUUCGGGCAUAUCUGCCAUAUGAUAGACAGUGGAUAAAACAGCGGACAUUUCAACACCUUAAGAAAUUGGCGCGUUAAUGAAACACAUGCUGAUCAUAGUACCUAAUAUCUACUAAAGUUUUAUAUAGAAUUAAAUCCACCUGGAAAGGAAUAUAUGUGAAGUGCAGAUUUGGAUUGUCAUUUCAUUUGGGUUUGGCCCUUGAUCCCAAUUUGUUUAAUGUGGCAAUUGUACACUCUCAUUCCUUAUGGCUUCUAUGUGCCUAUAUAAGUAAUAACAGUGGCAGUUCUCUGCAUAAAUUACCGAUGAGAAGUGAUUGUUUAUUUGAUUAGAGUAUCGUUUGACAAAGUAGCAUUGUUUACAAGGCUUGACGUGUGAAAUAUUAGUAUUGUUUACAAGACUUGACCUGGGAA